Messenger RNA from Centropristis striata (black sea bass), 1875 nucleotides. It is a transcript of the gene sass6, whose product is annotated as SAS-6 centriolar assembly protein. The record is from RefSeq and is a predicted model, not a curated record. Gene Ontology annotation, cellular component: centriole; centrosome. Lineage: Eukaryota; Metazoa; Chordata; Actinopteri; Perciformes; Serranidae. Bases 79 to 1827 code for a protein of 582 amino acids. Gene Ontology annotation, biological process: centriole replication. The transcript is spliced from 16 exons.
AAGGUGAAGCAGCCGAGCGGUGAAGUACCAACGUCAGCUGGAUAACCACCGUCACACAAGAGAAAGAGUUAAAACAAGAUGGAGGAACUGUUCAGUAAAGCGGUGCAGGUGACGGUGAGGUGCAGAGACUGUGAGGAGAGGAAAGCAAAUAUCUGUGUCACUAUUGAGCUUCAGUUGACAACAAGUCCAGUACACAAAAGGGAUCUUCUAGUAAGACUAACAGAUGAUAAAGACCCAUAUUUUCUGUUCAACCUUUCAAUAUCAGAGGAAGAUUUCCAAAGUUUGAAAGUCCAGCAGGGGCUCCUGAUUGACUUUGCAUCAUUUCCUCAGAAGUUUAUUGACCUGCUGAAUCUCUGCUAUUCAGAACAAGAGUCAGACAAUCCAAGGUUUCUCCUGCACCUGUCCAGUCAGUCUCCAGUGUUGGAAGGUCCGGCCAUCUUCAGUGUUGUAGAGACGAAUGCUUUUAAACACUUGAACCAUUUAUCUCUACGGCUCGUUCAGAGCUCUGACAAAGAGCUGAAAGGUCAUCUGGCCACGUGUCUCAACUCUCUGAAGGCAGAGAAGCAGGCUCUGGAGACGAAGCUGAAGAAGACUGAAGAGGAUCUGAACAGGAAGCUGACUUAUACUCAACAGACUCUAUCUGAGAAGACUAAAGAGUUGGACAAACUGCGUUCAGAGUGGACGAGUCACUCCAGCUCCCAGUCCAGCCUUCAUUCUCAGGAGUUACAGUCAGAGAGAGAGAAGGCUGCAGAGUUACAGAGCAGGCUCCAGCAGCAGACGGAGCAGCUCCGUCAGGAGCUGGAGAGUUCUCAUCAGAAGAGCAGCCAGCAGCUCCACAGCAGGCUGACGGAGCUGGAAGCUUCCUGCAGAGAACUGACGGAGAAGAAAUACAAGAACGAGUCGGUUAUCAGAGACUUGAAGAUCAAACUAGUGGGUGCAGAAGAGGAGUUCCAGCGGUCUAAGCAGCAGGUUCUCUCUCUGAGGAGGGAGAACAGCACUCUGGACACGGAGGUCCAUGAUAAAGAGCGUCUGGUGAGCCAGCUGCAGAUGAGAGCAGCUGUUCUGGAACAGGAAGUUAAAGACAAGGAUCAGCUGAUGCGCCGCACUAAAGAGGUGCUGGAAGCCACUCAGCAGCAGAAGGAUUCAGUGGAAGAAAAUGCUGAAAGUAAAGAAGUUCAGAAUAAAAAGCUUGAGUCCACGGUGAAGUCACUGUCUGAGGAGCUGAUAAAGGCUAACGGUAUCAUUAAGAAGCUGCAGGGGGAGGUCCGAGGCCUGGUUGGAAAGAUCAAAGUAAAGAACACUGUGACUGUGUCACAGGAGAAGGUUCUCCAAGACACAACAGAGAAACUUCAGAGUGUUGAAAAGGAUCUACACACAGCUCAGCAGCAGCUCGUCACCAAGGAAGAGCAGGUUUCUAAACUGAAGGAGCAGUUGGAGACGACGGUCCAGAAGCUGAAUGAAAGCAGAGAGGUGUUAAAAACAAACGAGAACGUUAUAAACUGGCUGAACAAGCAGCUGAAUGAAAAGGAAGUGUCCAGAAAACCUCAGUCUGCUGAAGCUUUGGACACUCCUUCAGUUCUGUCCUUAACAGGAGGACUGAGGGCCCAGUUUUACCCUCAGACAGUCAAACCUUAUGGGAGUCCUGCUGAGCAGCAGUCAGUAAAUCCAGCCGUCACACACACAGGAGACUCAGCCGGUCUGGACUCAAAGUACUUUGAGAGGAGAGACAACAGUAUUCCAAUCUACGGUCUGUCUUCUCAUCUGUCUUAUAAAGAUUUCCCUCAGAGAACAAAACCCUCCACAACAUCAGCUUACUUCUCUGCCUGAAGCUCCUGUGUUACUGUCCCUGAUGUGCUGGGAACUUCACUUUUUAAA